This is a messenger RNA of Bombyx mandarina (wild silkworm), 2942 nucleotides long. RefSeq names its product torn and diminished rhabdomeres (gene tadr). NCBI's taxonomy places the organism in Eukaryota, Metazoa, Arthropoda, Insecta, Lepidoptera, Bombycidae. Gene Ontology annotation, biological process: amino acid transport. Gene Ontology annotation, molecular function: amino acid transmembrane transporter activity. Gene Ontology annotation, cellular component: plasma membrane. The record is from RefSeq and is a predicted model, not a curated record.
ACAAAAAGAUCGCCAGAACAACUGAUUUUACUUUGCUCAUGGAAUUUAAUUCAAAAAUAUUAAGAACUAAAGACUUUUGCUGCACAUUAAGUGGUGUUCUCUGUACAUGAUGUAAAGUCGUGAUAUUAUUAUGUAGUACGUAUUUAGAAGUUUUGAUAGUAUCUCUAGUAACAACUCAUUAACUACGAACAGGAUGAUCAAAGAAAUCGCGUAAAGAUAUGUCUUCUGAACAACAUAAAGAGAGUAGAAUGAGUAGCACCCUGAGUGCCCUUGGCGGUGGCGAGGCGUGUGGUGCGCGAUGGACCCUGGGUGCUCUGCUCCUUGCUCCUCUUGCAGCAGCAAACUCCAGUUAUUGCGCUGUACCCGCUAUUAUUCUGUUAUCUGCUUUCGCAGUCAUUGCCACUUUAACAUGUAAAGACCUUAAAAAGCUAGCAGAAAUUCUUCCGCCACCGAAAACUGUGAGAGGGAGACGCGAAAGGAAUCUGCGUUCCUUUGCCGAUUUUAUGGCAAUGUGGAUGACAUUUCUAUCACAUUUGGUAGCAGUAGCUAUAUGUGCGAGGAUAUUAAGUGCAACUGCCGAUCAUGUUACCGGAGGUCGCACCCGACGAUGGUUAUUCGGGUAUGAAACGAGAGCCCUGGGAGAACCAUGGCCUGAUGUACUGGGAGUGACCGUGGUGAUCGUCGUCUGUGCUAUGUUCAUGUGUGGACUGGAAGAAAGUAUGAUGUUCACGUUCAUGUUAUUGAUACUCCUGUAUAUAUUCAGUCAAUUUUUCGCCAUAUUUGGACUUAUAAAUCUAGAUAUCGCCAAUAUAAAUAUGCCUAUUCCUAUAUCCAUUUAUGAGCUUUUUGCAGCAGGUUCGCCGGUUUGCUACGCUUUUAGUGUUGUUUUACCAAAAGAAAGUGGAACUCUUAAGAAAAAAAUGUUCUUGACAACAGGAUUGCCUGCAAUAGUUUUAACGGGGUUAUGUUUUCUAUACACCAACAUGUUAAAAGGGAGCAGUGUUGACGCCGCUCUACCUAUUACGACACUGGUCGAGGCAAGAAGUGCGGGUUGGGUGUGUCCCGUACUAGCUGCCGUCACUGUAGCAGGAGUAUGUCUUUCUUUGACAGAACUAUGUCCUUUACUUUUCACAGUAUUGGUAGCUUUAGCAUCACCAGAGUGGAAGGUUCUGACUAGAUCAAUGACGUACGAAAGUACUUCGACUGGGAGUCCGGUCCUAGCGGUUUUCACGGCCGGAAGUCUGGCAGCUAUACUGGCAUUCGCUUGUCCGUUGUCUCACAUGAUUACUCUUAUGAACGCAAGUCACUUACUUAGUAUCUCUAUCCAAGCGUUCCAUCUUAUGGUUAUGCGUUGUGUACCGACACUUGAACAAAAGGAGGCUGGCGACGUAGAGUACAAACGCCUGGGAAGAGAUGCUGCUCCUCGUGGAUCUAAAUCAACAUCUAGUAGAGGCAGAGGUAGUUUAUGGUUCAUCCCUUCCGCUAUACGACACACUAAGACUCUUGAAAGCAUUAAGUCAAAAGUAAUUUCAAAAGAAACAGAAGAUCGAGAAUGCCUUCUGUUAGAUGAAUAUGCGGGCUGUCCUUCAGAAGAUCCAAUCUCUUGUAGCAGUGGUACUAGAAAAAUUGCAACAGAGGACUUGGAUGUCGUACCUUCAGACGCCGAAGCGAGCGAAGGAGAAAUUACCUCAGGAGAUGAUUCUACCGACAUUGAUGCAGUUGUUAAAGAGUAUAGAGAUAGAAUACAGGUUGUAACAUCAAUACCGGAAGCGAGUGCGCCUUCUCCUCCAUGUGCGCGAGGUGCACGAUGGUCUGCAGCAGGUGCACUGAUUCAAAUUGUAGCCGACGCAUUCCUGGCCGCUGGUUUUUGCAGUCAAGAUAUUAGACUACCAAUGUUCGCCACUGGACUACCACUUUGGAUAUGUGGCACCUUUAUAUGCAUGUAUCAACCAUCUCAUAAGUUAGGGAUGAGUAAAAUUCAGUACAUUCAAGGGCCAUUAACGAUGACGACAGCUUUACUCUUUCUGACACCGCUCCUUUUAGAUUCCUGGCCAGCUAUUACUCUUUUCGCGGGAGCAGGUGUGGUAAUAUACGCUCGCUGUGAACGCUGGUGCGGGGACCUUGCAGUGCAACAAGCCCGUAGUGCCAUAGAGCGACGCAAGCUGCGACACGUCGCCUCCACAGUGCCUCUCACCGGUGCUCGGCUUGCGCAUAUAGAUACUGUAUUUAUAACCAGAUGACAUGAGGAUGACUCGGAUACGAGUCUUGACAAUUUAUUGGAAAAUGAUGACGAGGAACCGGAUCCUGACGUCGAAUGACAGUCAGCCGAGGCUGUCAUCAUCAUCACCACAUAAAUUUCUCAUAAUGUGUACGUCUUUUCAAGAGUGUGUGUGAUGGGUGACAAGCGAAAGCAUAUUAAUGUGAUAAAAUGACAUUUACUCACAUCAAUAUACGUACAGUCAAUAAAAUGUGCAAUUAAAUUUAGUGAUACUAUAGUACCACGUACUCAUGCAACGCAUUGUGACUUAUGAAUCCUUAAUGUGAAAAGAGAUGAUUUAGAAAUAGAACAUCUCAUAAAAUUAUAGCGUCGAAUCUACUUUUUCUUAAAAUCACAAUUUUUUUUGGAUUUCCUUAUAGUUUUUCUCUUUUCUUAGGAUCUUGACCUCUUAAACUUUAGUAGCUGUAAUCUUAUCUGAAACAUGGUCGUUUAAAUAAGUGUAUUGUUUUAGUAACCAAUUACAAUUUGAGUAGUUGAGAUCGUAUUCGUAAGAUUCGUAAUAAAACUGGGUAGGACUAAGUAGUAUUUGCGUGACAAGAAAAUCCUCAAAUACCUACGUGUUUCAGUUUUAUUAUUACUACUUGACGUGUGCUACAAUAACGUAACCUUUUCUUACAUACCAUUCACAAUAAAUAUAUUCUUUUAAAUAAAUAAAAAAACUCAC